CUAGCUACUUCCCUCAAAGACAGCGAUGGCGGCUUCAUCCUCCAUUGUUGAGCUCCUCUGUUUCUCAAUCCUCCUCUUUCUCUGUUCCUCAUCUUCAGCCCAAUCCUUCCGCCCGAAAGCUCUAGUCGCCCCUGUCACUAAAGACGCCUCCACCCUCCAAUACCUCACCAGAAUCAACCAGAGGUCACCGCUAGUGCCUGUCACCCUCGUCCUUCAUCUCGGCGGCGAGAUCUUGUGGGUUGACUGCUCCGGGAAAUACGUCUCCUCUUCUUACCGCCCGGUACGGUGCCGGUCCGCCCAGUGCUCCCUCGCUGGGCCCAUCGCCUGCGGAGAUUGCUACUCUGCACCUCGCCCUGGCUGUAACAAUAACACUUGCAGCACCUUUCCUUAUAAUCCCAUCUCUCUCACCCUCACCAACGGCGAGCUCGCGGAGGACGUCGUUUCCGUUGCUUCGACCGACGGGUCAACUCCGGGAAGACCCGCCGCGGUUUCUCGAUUCAUCUUCAGUUGCGCUCCGGCUAUUGUGCUGAAGGGUCUGGCGAAGGGCGCAACAGGAAUUGCGGGUCUGGGCAGGACAAAGGUCGGGAUCCCUUCACAGUUCUCCUCCGGUUUCAGCUUCCGCCGGAAUUUUGCCAUUUGUCUGACGUCAUCGACCGGCGUUGUCUUCUACGGCGACGGGCCGUAUAAUUUACUCCCCAAUAUCGAUGCGUCAAAGCUCCUGACAUACACUCCGCUGAUCAACCCUGUGAGUUCCGCCGGAGCUUCGUCGGAGUACUUCAUCGGCGUGAAAUCGAUCCAAAUUGGGGACAAAGAGGUGAAGCUGAACACGUCGUUGUUGGCAAUUGACAAGAAGGGCAACGUAGGAACGAGGAUCAGCACCGUGGAUCCUUACACGGUGAUGGAAACCUCCAUCUUUAAGGCGGUGACGGCGGCGUUCGUGAAGGAGGCCGCCGAGAGGAACAUUACCAGAACGGCAGCGCCGGUGUCGCCUUUCGAGGUGUGUUUCGGUGCGGAGAACAUUCUCAGCACGCGUGUGGGGCCAUCGGUGCCGUGGAUCACUCUGGUUCUGGGAGGGCAGGGUGCGAAGUGGACGAUCACGGGGACGAAUUCCAUGGUGGACUUGCGGGAUUCCGGGAAGAAUGUGUUGUGCCUGGCGGUGUUGGACGGAGGCCGGAACCUUGGGACUUCAAUCGUCAUUGGCGGUCACCAAAUUGAAGACAAUCUUUUGCAGUUCGACUUGGAAGGUUCGAGAUUGGGUUUUAGUUCAACACUGUUAGGAAGGCAGACCAACUGCGCCAACUUCAAUAUUACAUCUUCAGGUAAAAAAAAAAAAGAGUAAUUGCCUAAGAUAGGAGUAAAACAAUAAAGAAGUUCCAAUAAGAGCUUUUUAAUUGACUACCCGGUUCAUUGAAUUGAUUAUUCCAAAUUUACCCUCCAACAUUUAAUACUCCAAGUUGUCUCUGUCUUCAAUACCUGUCACACACAUAGCUGUCAAGCACUCCUUCCACCUGCUGCUUAUCUCUCUGCAUACCUAUGAAGGUAGUAUUUCCCAUGGAUUUCAAUGUUCCAACUCAAUCAAUUGAUCAACCGUGGAUUAUAUUAAAUGCCUCUCUCCUUUUCAAAUUAGAAGAGCAUGUACCGCAACAAAUCCUUCAUGUGCUGUGAAGAUUUAUUGGAGGGGGCGCACAUCCUAGUCGAGUAGUCGGAAAACAGAGGUGGCACACCAAACCGUGCGGCGGCGGAGAUUGGCGACUGUGUGGCGGCGGAGAUAGGCGACUGUAUGUGUGGCGGCAGAGCUGGACGUCUAGAUUUGUGGGUGGUGGUGGAGUCACAAGAGACAAGAGCGAUUGGAGCAAGGUGAAAUAUAAUCCGAUGGCAACAGUGAAUGAGGCGGUCCUAUGACGCAGGAAACUGGUAACAACGAAGCCCGGCGGCGUCGGAGACUGGCGGCACCGGAGACCGGCGGCGCCGGGGAGCGGCAGCAACGGAGAUCCCUAGUGGCAAUAUUGGCUCAGGCAGCAGAGGAGAUGGCGAUGCCAGUGAUGUUCGACAACGAUGGAGACUAGCGGCGGUGAUUUCCGACGACGGCGGAGACUGGCGGCGAUGACGUCCGGCGGCGGUGGCAGGUUUAGGCAGUGGCAGCUCUAGGCGGUGUUGUUGUCCACUUGUGGCAGGCACAAACAAAUGUUGGAUAUGUUUUUAUGUAUUAUUUUAUGUAUUAUUCUAUUUUUAAAUUUAAUAAACAUGUAGGGUUUUCAUUAAGUGUAGUUUUGUCUACUCAUGUUUUUUUACUCUUAUUCCAUCUUACGGGACAUAGGACUCCUACUUUUGCACAUUAGGUAUGUUUUACUCCUAAUCAGGGAAUUAUCUCUAAAAAAAAUCAACCAUUUCAUAACACUACAAUAAUGGCAUUUUUAC
Cuscuta epithymum is the source of this 2418-nucleotide messenger RNA. The record is from the annotation of a GenBank genome assembly. Lineage: Eukaryota; Viridiplantae; Streptophyta; Magnoliopsida; Solanales; Convolvulaceae.